AGGGAGAGCAAAAUUGGAGUGUUUUUAUACAGAUUUUAAUUAAUUAAUCGGAUCCGGUGUAAUUUUUAAAUUAAAGUAUCGUGUAUUAUUUGAACAUGAAGAAUUCGACGAUGUCUGCACUUGAAAGUUGAAAAAAGCUCCGUACCUGAGAAACGAGCAGUGUUGUUCUCGUGAAAACAAUUGACUCUAAAAACACCAUUAGGAUGCAAUCUCAUUUAGCAGUAUUUCUCUAGUCAAAGGAAUGUGAUUGAUUGUUUAAUAUUUUAAUCGUCAUGAAUGCACCAGAAGUUAACAAAAGUGUACAAAAUUUGUACUCCGUAAGUGUUCGUAAAUUGGCAUGUGUCACGGUUGCGCUUCCAUUUUUCGCUCUGUUCGUAUGUUUCAUCACAGCGUAUAUUUUCCAGUUCGACGACGUUCACGAGACUCAUUGUCGAGUAUUUAAUGUAAUCCCUUCGAUAAGUGCAGUUACUGGAAUAACACCACAAACUUACCUAUGGCGUAUAAGCGUCGCUCUUCAUAUCGGACCUAGAAUCAUUGUUGCUCAUUUGUAUCGUAAUUAUUUUUCAUAUCUGUUAAGUCUUGAUACUGCUCCGACGAGUGUGUUUAAGCGGGUCUUCGUAUCGUCGUGUUUUUGGUUCAAUAUCGUUGAACUUUCUUCGUUAUGCGGAGUCACAUAUAUAUCAAAUCGAGAAAACUAUCCUAUACACGAAAAGUUGUUCAUCGUUUUUAUGGUAUGUUCGUUGAUGUUCAUGCUCACCAUGUCUCUGUCGUAUAAAAUGAUGCAUCCGACGAUGACGAAAGUACAAAAUAUAUCGUACAAAGUGAAAUUAUCUCUGUUGAUCACCUCUCUUUUGUCUACCGUUACUUUGAUAUUGUUUUUCAUGAAACAUCGAUUUUACUGUCACGAUUUAGCUUUCACCUGGUUUGCAUUUAGCGAGUAUGUAUUAGCGUCGUGUAACAUGGCAUUUCAUAUGACCGUAACAAUGGACUUCCCAGACGAACGUCUAAUGGUCGCUUCCACUUUUCAGUCCGCCAAAAAGCUUAAAAACGAAUUUUCAGAAGCUGAAUCAAGUAUCAAUAUCCUUUAAUGUUAUUUGCGCUGAUGCGAAAGAAUUCUAUACUCGUACUAGAAUUUCAAUACCUAUGUCUUCUUCGAUAACACCUUCCUGAAUAUCUAUUCGAUGACGUUUAGUUAUAACUACUAAGUUUUCCUUGCGUAUUUUUUAUGCAUUUAUUAGCGACCUUUUUCAUAAUCGUUAUUGAAAUUUGUAGUUUAGAGAUAUAUUUAUUGUAACAACGAUGUUCUCAAGAUCGAAAGUGUGAUUACAAUGCAACAUUCGAUUUGUUCUAAAAAUGACUUAUUGCUAAAGCUAAAUGAUCUAUGAUUUUCUACGAUCGAUCGCUUCGUAUAUAUUCUAUUUACACCGCUUAGAAUGGGGCUUCCUACAACAAUUUUUGUAUAUUAAUCAAACCUAGCGCCUUCCUUUUUUCUAAUAUUUGUUUUACUACUAUAUAAGAUUUUAUAUACGAUGAAAGCUGUGCGCAUUUCUUAGUUAAGACGUAUUUAAACGGCACUAUAUAGAGGCAGCAUUCGAACAACUGCGAGCUAAAUUUUCCGCGUUGGAUUCAUUAUCUUUCAAUCACGCGCUUCUUUUUACAGAUUUUUAAUUUACUUUGUAGUACCUAUAUAGGCGUAAUACGUUUAAUAGAAUAUAUACUGUAUCUUUUGUAGUUUAAUAAAAAAAAAAGAAAACCGUUUAAAUUCUCUUGUUAAAAAGGAAUUCUGUGAUAAAGAAUACUACUACGAUGAUGUUGAAACGUACGUAUAAGAUGUGACGUUAAUUUUUAAUCAAAUUUAUAAUAUACCUUAUAUACGAGCUAAUAUUUAGCGUUUGUGUGUAAAAAAAUAAUAAUUAUAUUAUUUUAACAAAGACCUCGGAAUAAAGUACGACUGUUUUGAAGUUUUCUAAGAGUAAAUAUCGCUGAACGGUUUUUAUUGUCGCUCUUCUUAUACUAUAUGUAGGAUAAUCGGUUGCGUAAUGUUUUUCUAUUUAUUAUUUUGUGUUUAACGAGUUUGAAUUCGCUGCUUGGUGAUUUUUUAACCGUUGCGUUUUGAGUAUUACUAUGACAGUAUAGUUGAUUUUAAAUUUAUACCUGUCCGUUUAUUAAUCUAGUCACUUGAACUUGUACUCAUUUCAUGUGAAUAAUAAUGCUGUACAUGUUGUAUUGUAGUUAUAGUGAAAUUCAUGAUUUUGUGUUAUGUAACUUAAUAAAAUUUGUUAAAUAUUAA
Planococcus citri (citrus mealybug) is the source of this 2290-nucleotide messenger RNA. Its product is annotated as post-GPI attachment to proteins factor 2-like. The coding region runs from base 273 to 1088 and encodes 271 amino acids. The transcript has 6 exons. Lineage: Eukaryota; Metazoa; Arthropoda; Insecta; Hemiptera; Pseudococcidae. Gene Ontology annotation, biological process: GPI anchor biosynthetic process. The record is from RefSeq and is a predicted model, not a curated record. Gene Ontology annotation, cellular component: endoplasmic reticulum membrane; Golgi membrane.